Closterium sp. Naga37s-1 is the source of this 2166-nucleotide messenger RNA. The record is from the annotation of a GenBank genome assembly. NCBI's taxonomy places the organism in Eukaryota, Viridiplantae, Streptophyta, Zygnematophyceae, Desmidiales, Closteriaceae.
AUGGAGGACGCGCACGCCGCGGUACUGGAUUCUAACGGGGAUGGACGGCCAGAGGUGUUCGCCGUUUUCGACGGUCACGGGGGCAGCGAAGUGGCAGCCUUUUGUGGGCGGCACCUACCAGCGCAGCUCGCAACGGCUCUAGAAGCCAAUCCUGGGGAUAUUCCCAAGGCCCUCAUAUCCACCUUCUUCAGGAUGGACGAGAUCAUGGCUUUGGAGGAGCAUCGGGCGGAGCUGCAGCAGCUGGCGAGCGAGGGCAAGGAGAGCGAGGACGCGCGGUUGAGGCAGGAGGAGCGAGAAGCGCGCCGAGGCGAGGGCGAACGCAGCGCGCUCGUUGCCUCUGUGUUUGGGGCUGGUGAGGAGGAGGAGGAAGAGGAGGAAGAGGGGGAAGAGGGGGAAGAGGAAGAAGGGGAAGAGGAAGAGGAGGAGGAGGAAGAGGAGGAGGAAGAGGAGGAAGGGGAGGAAGGUGAGGAGGAAGAAGAAGAUGACGGGGAGGACGAGGAAGGGGAAGAGGCGGAUAGUGGUGGGGAGGUGGUAGGGGAGGGGGGUAAGGGUGGAGCAUCGGAGAACAGAGCAGAAGCAGCAGAAGCAGCAGACGACAAUGCAGGGGCUAAGGACAGGACAGAAGGGGUCCAGAAUGGGCCUACAGGAGGGGAAAGAAGAGAGGGUGGAAAGGAGGAAGGGGAGAAUGAAACGGCUGGAUGCGAAGGUGUGGAGCAGGGGGAGGAGCAAGGGGAGAAGCAGGGGGAGGAGAAGGAGCAGGGAGGGAGGAGCCGAGCGAAACGAAAAUCAAAGCCUAAGAGAAGCACAAGCGCGUUAGGCGCUCAGGGGAAGGGCGUAACAGCAGAGGACGAGGAGAGGGGCAAGGAGAAGGAGGAGGGUGAGAGUGGUGCAGAGAAGGUUGAGAGUGGUGCAGAGAAGGUUGAGAGCGGUGCAGAGAAAGUUGAGAGUGGUGCAGAGAAGGGUGACAGAAGUGGAGAGAAGGUGGAGAGCGGUGAGGAGAAGGUUGAGAGUGGUGGGCACAAGAAGAAGAAGAAAGCGAGCAAGAGGAAAAGGGAGGGCGAGCGGAAGGAGGGAGGGGCGAGGGCACGCGUGCAUUCCUCUUCCCUGUCGUCUAGCCUCAUCAAGAUGUUUCUUGCUGACGUUGUGCGGAGAUCCAAGGAAGAGAAGGAGAAGGAGGAGAAGGAGAAGGAUGGAGGGAAAGGGGAGGAGGGGAAGGAGGGGCAGAGAGGUAAGGAUGGGAAGGGCAGAGUAGCAAAGGGUAAAGGACGGGUGAAGAGCAAGGGAGGAGACGGAGGAGGGAAGGAGAAGGGGGAUGAGGGAGGGACGGGUGUGGGGAAGACGGAAGGGGUGAAAGGUGGGGAGGAAGGGGAGGAAGAGGAGAGGAAGGAGGGAAAGGAGGGGGAGGGUGAUACAGAGAUGGUGGUGCUAAGAAGGGAGGAAGGAGAGCAGGGGGGUGGAGGCGAGGAGUUGGAGGAAGAGGACGAGGAGGACGACGAGGGAGCAAAGCCAAUAUUCAUGGUCAAAAGAGGGACAGGGGCACCCCAAAAAGCUUAUCGUGGCCCCGAGGCAGGGUGCACGGCGGUGGUAGCAGUGGUGGCGGGGAAACAGCUGGUGGUGGCGAAUGCGGGCGACUCGCGGUGUGUGGUGAGCCGGGGAGGCGAGGCGGUGGAGAUGUCGCGAGACCACAAGCCCACCAUGCCAGAGGAGAGGAGGCGGAUCGAGCAGUCGGGGAAGUUCGUGUCGGAUGGCCGGAUAGACGGCUGCCUCAACCUCUCUCGUGCCCUAGGGGACAUGGAAUACAAGCACAGGCCCGAUCUACCUCCAGAGAAACAGGCAGUCACUGCACUGCCAGAAGUCAAAUCAGUUGAUCUAACGGACAAAGACGAGUUCAUCGUGCUUGCAUGCGAUGGCAUCUGGGACGUAAUGUCAAGCCAAGCCGUGGUCACGUUUGUGCGAUCAAGGCUGGCGACAGAGGUACCCCUAACCGACAUAUGUGCACAGCUCAUGGACGCAUGCAUUGCGAAGGAUGCCCACUCGUCGCCUCUAGGCCUGGACAACAUGACAGUCAUCAUCGCUCAGCUCAAACCCGCCAUGUGGCAAUCCCCUCCUUUGCCUCCCAAAGAAUCCUGCGAGGCCACUUUCACCUUCGACAAACCGACACAUUAG